This is a messenger RNA of Archocentrus centrarchus (flier cichlid), 741 nucleotides long. RefSeq names its product Fc receptor-like protein 5. The record is from RefSeq and is a predicted model, not a curated record. The transcript has 6 exons. Gene Ontology annotation, cellular component: external side of plasma membrane. Bases 16 to 741 code for a protein of 241 amino acids. Lineage: Eukaryota; Metazoa; Chordata; Actinopteri; Cichliformes; Cichlidae. Gene Ontology annotation, molecular function: transmembrane signaling receptor activity. Gene Ontology annotation, biological process: cell surface receptor signaling pathway; immune response.
GUGCAGUAAGACAUCAUGGAGUUCAGAGCUCUCUGUGUCAGCAUGUUGACGGCUGUGAUGAUCCUGCUGUGUGCACAUGAUCAGAAAGCUGAUGCCGUUUCUCUUCAUGUCGUUCCAAACAGAUCACAGUUCUUUGAAUAUGAGUCGGUAACUUUUCACUGUGAGGGCGUCUCUCACUAUAAUGUUGUACGAAAGCCGAAAUGGGAAAAAUUAUGCAACAGUAAUGUGAAAAAAACAGGAUCCUCCUGCACUAUAAGCAAUGUUUAUCCAGAGGACAGUGGAGAGCACUGGUGUGAGACUGGAGGAGGACAUAGAAGCAACAGCAUCAACAUCAGUGUCACUGCUGGUUCUGUGAUCCUGGAGAGUCCUGCUGUUCCUGUGUUGGAGGGAGAAGCUGUGACUCUGCACUGCAGAAACAAAACAACUUCCUCCAACUUCACAGCUGAUUUCUAUAAAGAUGGACUCCACAUCAGCAGCAGCUCCACAGGAAGCAUGAGCAUCCACAGAGCUUCCAGGCUUCAUGAAGGAGUUUAUAAAUGCAGCAUUUCAGGAGCUGGAGAAUCACCAGAGAGCUGGCUGAAAGUUACAGAAUACGUUAAAACGUUUCUAAAGUGCAAGCAAGAAGCUUCGGGCUAUCCUGAGAAUGUGAAAACUCCAGAUGAACAGGAGUUGUACAUUCAGGAGUACUACGAGAAAGAGGGAACGUUGACCAAACUGAGGAUACGAGCACAGGAAACUUGA